Molecule: messenger RNA, 1893 nt
Organism: Penicillium griseofulvum
Lineage: Eukaryota; Fungi; Ascomycota; Eurotiomycetes; Eurotiales; Aspergillaceae
Product: putative ab-hydrolase associated lipase
Exons: 1
Coding region: 1-1893 (630 amino acids)
Biological process (GO): lipid metabolic process
Source: RefSeq, a predicted model, not a curated record
AUGCCGGUCACAACCAUUCCGCUCGAACCUCUCAUAUCGACCGCACGUGCGGAGUCGAGUCACGCCGGCGCAGCCAUGCGAGACGUCCAAUCCGACCGAAUACAGCCCGAGAAGAAAGGAGCCGUGGUGAUGGAGGUCAGCGAGGGCAAGAUUAUGUCGGCUAUGGACUCCGCUAGGACAUCGUGUAGAGAAAAACAACCCUCCGGCCUUCGUUUCCUGGCUACAGAACACCCUCUUUUCCCACCCAUGCCGUCGUAUGGUCCGCCGUCUGUAUUUGGGAGGAUCCACCACUAUAUGUUCAUCGUCAGCUCGUUCUUUCUGUCACUAUGCUUUCUGACGGCUAUAUUUGUCGGGGCUCUGUUCCGCAACGUCGGGGUCGCAAUGUCGGAAGCUCGUAUGCGAUGCAGUGGCCAGAAUCCAGAUACCAGGAGGGCGUUCUACACAGAGGAAUUGGCGCGCAGGAAGGCCAGGGCUGACGCCGAUCGGAGGUGGGCACUGCGCCAACAGAAGAGGGAUAUGGACGAGGAACGGGGACCCGAAGAAUGUCAAGAAUGCCCGUCGUUGGAAGGAGGCAAGGAUCCUUUGAUUGCUGACGUUGCAUACUAUGCCCGCCGAGUUGGCCUUGACGUGGAAACAUUUCGGGUCCAGACGGAGGACGGGUUCAUUAUCACCCUGUGGCACGUGUACAAUCCCCAGGAGUACGAGGCAUUAUCACCAGAAGAGCGGCGCGAGCGUGGACCUGAUGUUUUCACUAAGCCAAGAACGCCAAAUACCUCACAUCCACAAUCUAACCGUCGAUAUCCUGUUCUUAUGGUCCAUGGACUGCUGCAAAAUGCUGGUGCAUUCUGUACCAACGACGAGGAUAGUCUGGCGUUUUAUCUCUGCAAGUCUGGGUAUGAUGUUUGGUUAGGGAAUAACCGUUGUGGACCACAUCCAGAGCACAUCACCUUGUCGACCGAUGACCCGCGUAUGUGGUCUUGGGAUAUUCGACAUCUUGGAACGCUGGACCUUGCAGCACUCACUUCGCGUGUGCUCUACGAGACUGGGUUCGAGAAAUUGGGUCUCGUGUGUCACUCCCAAGGAACCACGCAGACUUUCGUUGCUCUAGCUAAGGAGCACCGUCCUGAGCUGGGUGAAUACAUCUCGGUUUUCUGCGCGCUUGCGCCAGCUGCAUAUGCCGGCCCACUUGUGAACAGGCCAUAUUUCCGUUUCAUCACCCUUCUCCCUCCGGCGAUGUUCCGACUAGUCUUUGGAAUCCACUCUUUUAUUCCUUUCAUGAUGACCGCUCAGCGUCACCUCCCGUCUAGGAUAUAUGGAACCCUAGCAUAUUGGGUAUUCUCCUUUUUGUUUGACUGGUCAGACACGCGCUGGGAGCGUGAUCUGCGCCACCGAAUGUUCCAGUUCGCCCCUGUAUAUGUUAGUGCUGAGUUGAUGCGCUGGUGGCUGGGAGGCGAAAGCUUCGCAAAGCAUCGAUGCAUUUUGUCCACAGCCAGCGAAAUCCUCCUUGAGGCAAGCGCGAACCCGUAUAUGCGAGACCCGGUCUCUGAGCAUGGUGAUGAUCCCCAGGACGCAUGUUUGGGAACUCCUGUCCCGGGACCCUGGUAUGGCCCGAGAACACCCCCGUUUGCAUUUUGGAUUGGAGGCUGUGAUGCUCUUGUUGAUGGUCGUCGACUUUUGAAUCGCUUCCAGAGCGGCCGUGAGCCUCAUGUGAAUCUCGUUCAUUCAAAGGUCAUCGAAGAAUAUGAGCAUCUUGAUGUCCUUUGGGCGAUGGAUGCCAUCGAGCAGGUUGGCAAGGAAGUCAACCAGGUCAUUUGGACGAGUAUGCCUGAUGAUGCACGUCGGAUAUGUCGUGCUCCUCGUGGUGUGAACCUAGACAUGGUAGACACUCGUUAG